UUAAACGGAAGAUGACUGCAAAAGGACUCCAUUGCCCCAUCCAAAUGUCAUUCAUUCCUAGCCCCAUUAUUUCUCUCUCGUAUCUCCCUCCCACAGCUCAUGCAUGAUCAUUGAUCCAGUUUGCUCCCCUUCUCUUUGUUGACACAAAUUUCAAGGCUCGUCGUUCGAUGGCUAAGGCCUGCUGGUUCUUGGUCUUUGUGGGGGUGUGGUGGCGGCCACUGAUGCUCGUGGUGGCCGAGGACCAGCAGGGUGGAGACUGCUCGGACGAGAAGUGCGGCAACGUCAGCAUCUUGGAUCCUUUCUGGCUCACCGACAAAGCUACGGGAAAAUCAUGCAGUUCUGAUCCCCACCCGGGCUACGAUGUCGCUUGCACCAACAACAGCGAUCCAACUCUACGGAGCUCUAUACCCCUCAACAGAGGCUUCAAAAUCCUCAACAUCUCUUACGAGCAACGCAGCUUCCAUGCCGUUGAUGUCGGCAAGCUGGACGUAUUGAACGCCACCGACAAGUGCCUUGCGGUGUUCUAUAACACCUCAGUCAAACUGAAGGGACGCCCGUUCAAGAUCGCCCCCGUCAACCUGAACCUCAUCCUGUACAACUGCACCGAGGAGGACGGAGCAGCGGCCGCGGCACGUCAGAACAUAGAGCUGGUGAAGAUGAACGUGAGCUGCAUGAACGAGUGGGAGGUGCUUGUCCGCGCGGGAGUAUCUCACGACGCGACCGGGAACUAUGCUAGCUACGCUCUGGAGGGCUGCAAUGCUCUCAUCAUGCCGGUGCUGGCCUCGUCGGCAGGGGCGAAUGCGAGCGAUUACGAGCAGCUCAUGAGGGAUGGCUUCCUCCUGACAUGGGAUGUGCCGCUCCCGCCUCAUCCCCCUAUCUUUCCACGUAGCAGCGAGAGGAGAGGGAAGAAGAUUAUGGUAAUAGGUAUGACAUCAGUAGCUGCAACAUUUCUCUUUGCAUGUCUUUAUGUGCUGAUAUGGCAUAGAAAGGGGAAAAGACUAUGGUUUCUCCUUUGCAAGAAGACUAGCAGCACCACUGAAAAGAAUUAUGAGGCCAUGAUAGUGUCGUAUGGAUCCCUAGCUCCAACAAGAUACACGUACUCAGAGGUAAUGAAGAUAACAUCUUCUCGCAACAAUCAGCUUGGGAAAGGUGGUUAUGGUGUGGUUUUCAAAGGAAGACUACAUGAUGGUCCUCUGGUGGCUGUGAAAUUCUUGCAUGACUGCAAAGGAAAUGGGGACGAGUUUGUGAAUGAGGUCAUGAGCAUUGGCAGGACCUCUCAUGUUAAUGUUGUUAGCUUAUUUGGGUUUUGUUUGGAGGGAUCAAAACGAGCUCUUAUAUACGAGUACAUGCCCAACGGUUCCUUGGAUCAGUACAUUUAUUCAGAGCACCCCAAAGAAAUUUUAGGAUGGGAGAGGCUUUAUGCGAUAGCAAUCGGGAUUGCGCGUGGCCUCGAAUACUUGCACCAUAGCUGUAAUACACGUAUCGUCCAUUUCGAUAUCAAGCCCCAAAAUAUCCUUCUAGACAAAGAUUUUAGCCCAAAGAUUGCUGAUUUUGGUCUAGCUAAGUUGUGUCAUACAAAGGAGAGCAAUCUUUCAAUGACUGGAGCUAGAGGAACAAUUGGAUUCAUCGCCCCAGAAGUUCACUCUCGAACCUUCGGGGUGGUUUCAACAAAGUCAGAUGUUUAUAGUUAUGGAAUGAUGCUGCUGGAGAUGGUUGGAGGUAGGAGAAACGUAAAAUCAAUUGUUGCAAAAUCCAGCGAAAAGUAUUUUCCAGAUUGGAUUUACGAUCACUUUGCACAAGAUGAUGGACUACAAGCAUGUGAAGUGACAAGAGAAAUUGAGGAGAUUGCGAGAAAGAUGACAUUCAUUGGCUUGUGGUGCAUACAAGUGUUACCUAUGUAUCGCCCUACUAUAACCAAAGUUCUAGAAAUGUUUGAGAGAAGCUUAGAUGAUCUGGACAUGCCGCCGAAGCAGAACUUCUGUGAACUACUUGAAAGUUCAGCUCACAAUAUGGAUGUACAAAGUUCAAGUUCUACCAGAUCUGAGCAGAUAGGCCUUGUGAAUCAAGACUGUGAGAAGGUGGCCUGUACUAGAGUACAUUCAGAAAUUGAACAAGCGCAGCGAAAUUCGGCAUUGUAGUAGACCAUAUUCCAUGUAUGCAUGACCUAGAGUCAAGAGCAUCCAUAUACCAGCGUCCUAAGUUACCGACCACAGAAGGAAUACAAUUUAUUGUGAUGAGUUUUGUGUUCCAACUGCUAAAAGGCAUCGGAGGCAGACAGCCAG
Molecule: messenger RNA, 2282 nt
Organism: Triticum aestivum (bread wheat)
Lineage: Eukaryota; Viridiplantae; Streptophyta; Magnoliopsida; Poales; Poaceae
Product: LEAF RUST 10 DISEASE-RESISTANCE proteinUS RECEPTOR-LIKE PROTEIN KINASE-like 2.4
Exons: 4
Coding region: 168-2138 (656 amino acids)
Biological process (GO): protein phosphorylation
Molecular function (GO): polysaccharide binding; ATP binding; protein kinase activity
Source: RefSeq, a predicted model, not a curated record